Molecule: messenger RNA, 1749 nt
Organism: Dendrobium catenatum
Lineage: Eukaryota; Viridiplantae; Streptophyta; Magnoliopsida; Asparagales; Orchidaceae
Product: COBRA-like protein 7
Exons: 6
Coding region: 3-1640 (545 amino acids)
Biological process (GO): cellulose microfibril organization; plant-type cell wall cellulose biosynthetic process
Cellular component (GO): plasma membrane
Source: RefSeq, a predicted model, not a curated record
AUAUGGGAAACAAUAUGAAGACAACCAAUUCAAUAUCUCCUUCCUUUUUCGUCUCCCCUGAAUUCCUAAUUGGAACGCGUGCGCAGGCGUUUCCACUUCUGUCUCUCUCUCUCUCUCCCUCUCUGUUUGCCAUUUCCAUUUCUCUCUCCUCCUUGAAAACCCAAAUCAUUCACAGCUCCAAUAGUAUCUGCUGCUCCGCAACGAUGUCUUUGUGCUGCGGAGGUGGCGGAGUUCUGCUGUGGGUGGCCACAUACGUUUUUCUUCUUCUCCACCUCUGUCUCGCCGGUGCGUACGAUCCAAUGGACCCCAAUGGGAAUAUCACAAUCAAGUGGGACUUUCAGCAGUUCCGUGAUGACGGCUACACGGUGAGUGACGCUUGGCUCCUAUUCGGCUAUUCCCAAUCUAGCUUCCCCAAUCGCCGGGAGGUCAUGAUUGAUAUAUACAACUACCAGCUAUACCGUCAUAUUGAUAGUCCUGGCUGGAAGCUAGGCUGGACAUGGGGAGGGGAAGAAGUAAUAUGGGAUGCAAGAGGUGCUGAGGCUGCUGAGCAAGGGAACUGCUCUAAGUUCACAGGCAACAUCCCCCAUUGUUGUGACAAGAGUCCAGUUAUUGUGGACUUGCUUCCAGGUGCUCCAUAUAAUAUGCAAACUAAAAAUUGUUGCAAAGGUGGUGUGUUGGCUUCGUUGGCUCAGGACCAUUUGAAUUACCAUUCAUCUUUCCAAAUAAGUGUUGGGACUUCAAGUACUGGCCUUUCUCUGAAUGUUAGCGAUGCUGAAACCCCAAUGCCCUACAAUUUUAGUCUUGGUUUGCCUGGAUAUACAUGUAGUAAUGCUACUGUGGUACCCCCUACCAAGUUUCAGAAUGAUGGAGGUCGCCGCAAAACACAAGCCCUCCUAACAUGGCUGGUUAGCUGUUCAUAUUCCCAGUUCAGAGAAUCUCAAGCACCCAAGUGUUGUGUAUCUUUGUCUACUUUUUACAACGAGACGAUAGUUCCAUGUCCUACUUGUAGCUGUGGUUGUCAAGGAUCACCAGAAGCGCCAAAAUGUGCCAACGAUGGCCAACAUCCCACAUUUUUGCAGUUGCCUCAAGGUUAUGAUGAUCCUGUACCUGAUAUCGUUAUGUGCACAAGACAUAUGUGCCCAAUCCGUGUACACUGGCAUCUCAAGCUUAGUUAUAAGGAGUAUUGGAGAGUUAAAGUGACUAUCAACAACUUCAAUAUGCUGAAGAACUAUAGUGACUGGACUCUAGUGGUGCAACACCCCAAUCUGCAAAGCCUAACUCAAGUCUUCAGUUUCAACUAUAAACCUCUCAUCCAGUAUAAUACUAUUAAUGACACUGGAGUGUUCUGGGGAAUUAAGUACUACAAUGACCUGCUGCUGCAGCAAGGUGAGUUUGGGAAUGUGCAGACCGAAAUAUUGCUUAAAAAGGACCCUGCUAUUUUCACAUUUCAGGGAGGAUGGCCAUUUCCGAGGAAGAUAUCUUUCAAUGGCCAAGAAUGUGUGAUGCCGACGCCGGAUGAAUAUCCUUCCUUGCCGCGAGGUAGCACUGCUUCUCCACCUCCUGAUGGCCACCUCUGCCAUGGAUUGGCUCUGUUGGUAUCCUUCACAGUAUUUCUGUUGAUCCAGGCAAGCAUUAAUUAGUACUCGGUUUUUUUUUUUUUUGCCCAUAUUGUUUUGGUUUUGUCAAUCCUCUUGAAAAUCAGGAGUGAAAUAGUUCCUAUGUAGUAAAUCUGUUUGUCUCUGCUUUAUG